Messenger RNA from Lentinula edodes (shiitake mushroom), 1813 nucleotides. RefSeq names its product kinase-like domain-containing protein. Lineage: Eukaryota; Fungi; Basidiomycota; Agaricomycetes; Agaricales; Omphalotaceae. The transcript has 3 exons. The record is from RefSeq and is a predicted model, not a curated record. Gene Ontology annotation, biological process: protein phosphorylation. Bases 155 to 1408 code for a protein of 417 amino acids. Gene Ontology annotation, molecular function: ATP binding; protein kinase activity.
CCGCGAACUUUUUCAAUAAUUGACUCACCUCUCCACAGGUUCCCAACGAAGUACGGAGACGUAGAGAUCACAUUAUACUCCUGGUCAUCCUUUCGCUUCCUUUCGAACCGGUGGUGUUUUGUUAUCCCCUUCAAUAUUACGAUUCAAUCACACGAUGUUAAAACGUCGUUUUGUUCCGUGUGUAUUUGACGAGGUCGAGAACGUCGAGGAUUAUCAACCAGGGGGUUUCCACCCUAUGCGUAUCGGUGACAAAUUUGACAACGGGCGUUACAGGAUUCUCCACAAACUUGGAAAUGGGGGAUCCUCUACUAUUUGGCUAGCUCGUGAUGAACAUUCUUCCGAAUCAGGUGUAGGAAAACUAGUGACUAUCAAAGCCUUACGAGCUGACGCUUCCAAAAUCAAUUCUCCUGAACUGGUUGUUCCCACUUUAAUGCCUAGCUCCGAAUCUUUUGACUUUUAUAGAAAGGUCGAGGACAAUUUCGCUGUGAAUGGGCCCAAUGGCACUCAUAUGUUUAUCGUCUAUGCGUUCGCUGGUCCCAGUGUUAGAGCGAUAUCAAAAUCCCCAGAGAAUCGGCGCCUACGUGCUGAUUUAGCUAGGAAGAUUGCAGCGCAGGCUUCUAGCGCGUUGCAGCGCAUACAUCAUGCAGGAUUCAUUCACGGGGACUUCACUACGUCAAAUUUUCUUUUUCGUUUGACAGACGAUGUCCACAAAUGGUCCGAUGAUGAAGUUUACUUUCAACUAGAGUCUCCGGAAACGGACGCAGUACAAAUGCUCAACGGUCAGCCUAUAGGGCCUCAGGUGCCUUCAGAGGUUACCGAAGCUAUCGAUUCUUUUAUAUUCUUCGAAAACGACCUCCUGCAGGAGAGCAUCGUUGUCGUUGACUUUGGGCAAUCAUAUGCUGCUUCUGAACCCCCUAAGGACUACAAACCCAGGACCAUGAUUAACUACAUGUCGCCAGAGACUCGUUUCGAAGGGCGCGUAGGUCCUGAGUCGGACGUGUGGACCUUAGGCUGUGCUAUCUUCGAAAUCAGAGCCGGUUUCCCGCUCUUCGAUCCGUUCUUUCCCAGCGAUGCAGUCAUUCUCACAAAGAUAGUCGGUACGCUAGGACGGUUGCCUGAUCCCUGGUGGAAUGUUUUCAAAAAUCGACACCUGUUUGAGGAAGAUGGCCGGCCUAAAACAAAUGGCAUAGCGGUCACCCCAUCUAUUCGAGAGCUUCUACAAUCUAUAGGUACUCGUGAUGAGAUCCUGGAUUCUGAUGGAGGCUCGAUGUUUGAACAGACUGAGACAAGGAUAGAUGGAACUGAGGUGGACCUCUUGGUGGACCUCUUAGAAAAAAUGCUGAGGUACCGGCCGGAGGAUAGGAUAGGAGUCGAUGAGGUUGUUAACCAUUCUUGGUUCAAGGUUUGAAUAAAAAGGGAAGAAUGAGAGUUUGCGCAGGCGGUGCAUCUUUUGCAGUUUGCCAGGGUUUGAUUGUGUCUGCGUCUUGCUCAUCAUGCGGGAGCGUCUAAUCAAGCAGAUUGAUACAUAACGGCUUAGUUGAGUUUUCAUCCAUCCUUGCUCAUAUUUCAAUUCAGAUCUUUACUACACUGGUAACUCUUGAUUCGUAAGUGUUUCCAAGGAUAUUGAGAUCCUUCCUUUCACUCCCUUCGAAUUGAUUUGAGAAGAUUGUCAAUUUGCCUGUAAACUUGCUAGCCUAGAAACAAAAGGAUUCAAAUUUCGUUAUUUUACACACAAUAUAGAGAAACUUUGAUUCGUCUAUGUAGAUUAUCUACAUUGUUAUUGAUGCAGACAAAGACGAAUGAACAAUGUUCA